CUUUCACUACAAUUCCCAUUUGCCAUAUAUAAUAAGAUAAGUAUGAGAGGUAGAAAGAGAAAGAGAAAGAGAGAAAAAAAGAGAGAGUGGUGAGUGAAAGACAAGAAGAGAUAGAUAGAUGAUGUUCCCUUCCAGUGCUAGUCUUAUGCUGAACCAAAGGUUGGUGGAGCUUGAUCAAAGGAACAUGCCAACUUCUCCAAUGCCUUUCAUCUCUCAUCAACCUUCACCAUCAUCACCACCUCCUCCCCUCCUCCUCCUCCUCCUCCUCCUCUUCUUCAUCAUCACUUGACCCUCCUUCCUCCUUAUCUCCUUCAAUCUCCUCUUCCUCCUCCUCCUCCUCCUCCUUCUCAUCAUCUCAGGGAAUCCCUUCCCAUGACUUCCACUUCUAGUUAUCUUCCUUUGAAUCCAAGACAUGAUCCUUGUCCUCCUCUUUCAAGCAAUAAUAUUCCCAGGACAUGGGGAGAGGAAGGGGGGAUGAGUGGGAAGAGAACAACCACAACAGCAACAGCAACAGCAACAGCAACAACAACAUUAAGUGUGGAAAGGCAGCAGAAUCAGAAGAUGAUAAAUAGUAGUGGUGGGAAUGGAUUGUCAGUGGCUUCCUUAAGGAUGAAGAAGGUGAAGGCAAGGAGAAAGGUGAGAGAACCAAGGUUUUGCUUCAAAACUAUGAGUGAGAUUGAUGUCCUUGAUGAUGGCUAUAAAUGGAGAAAAUAUGGCCAAAAAGUUGUCAAAAACACCCAACAUCCAAGGAGUUACUACAGAUGUACACAGGAUAACUGCAGGGUUAAGAAGAGAGUAGAGAGGUUGGCAGAGGACCCACGCAUGGUCAUAACAACUUAUGAAGGGAGACAUGCACAUUCCCCAUCACAUGAUGAAGAUCAUGACUCACAUACUCCAUCAUCUCAUCACCACCCAAGCUUCUUAUGGUAGUCAUAAUAUAUAUAUAUAUAUAUAUAUAGAUCUUCAAUUAGUUGUUUACUACUACUUAACUAUAUAUUUCUUUGUUUGAAUUCUUCUUUUUCUUGUUUCUUUUUAUUGGGUUUGUAAACUUUAAUUACAUCUGUGUGAUCACUUCAUGGAUCUAGACUACUUCAUAUAUGUGUGUGUCAUUUGUAUGUAUGUAAUAUAUACUUUCAUUUUGGGUUUAAACUUUAAUUAAAGAGAGUAAUUAAGAUGCAUUAA
This is a messenger RNA of Dioscorea cayenensis subsp. rotundata (Guinea yam), 1182 nucleotides long. Its product is annotated as probable WRKY transcription factor 13. Lineage: Eukaryota; Viridiplantae; Streptophyta; Magnoliopsida; Dioscoreales; Dioscoreaceae. The transcript has 3 exons. The record is from RefSeq and is a predicted model, not a curated record. The coding region runs from base 373 to 930 and encodes 185 amino acids. Gene Ontology annotation, molecular function: DNA-binding transcription factor activity; sequence-specific DNA binding. Gene Ontology annotation, biological process: regulation of DNA-templated transcription.